AUGAGUGAUAUCCUAAUUGACUCAUCCCGUGUGUUUAACGGAGAUGAAACCUCCUUUUAUCUUCAUCCGAAAACUAAAGAAGUCAUUGCACAGAGAGGAAGCAAAAACGUCUACGAAGUGGAACAAGCCUGCAGCAAGCAAAACGUUACCGUGAUGUUUUCGUUCAGCGCAUCCGGACUGGUGGUAAAUCCACUGGUCAUUCUUCCAGGGCAGAGAAUCAGAAAGGAAAUCGCGCAAGGAUUUCCCUCAGAAUGGGGACUUGGGCAGACCGACGUCUCUAUUUUCAAACCAAUAAAAGAUCAGUGGAAGAACGAAGUAGAUGACUGCCGCUCGAAGCAACCAGAUGUUAGUUUCACAUUGCGUGUCUUAGGAGGUGUGCUACAGCAAGCAGUAGCAAAGGGAAUUAAAAACAGUAUUACUAACGGUUUUCGUGUGUGCGGUUUGUUCCCUUUCGAUGCUGAGAACGUUGAUUACACUAAAUGCAUAGCGAAAUCGUCGAAUAACACUGUGUCUCCUCCUGUAGUUCCCAGUCAGCAGACUUCAUUACCCAAUAGUGAUACAACCGUAACAAACGAAACAGCUGAUGAACCCGUACUGUCCGAUGCAAAAAGUGUUGAGGUAUUAAUCGGAAAUACUUCAUCUACAGUAAUCCACCAACUGUUCACCAGUAACACUGACUCACCCACAUCUGAUGUGAAUAUUCCAUUCACAGUGUCUUCUGCCUAUGUGCCCAUUCACAAAGACAAAAUCAAAACAGCAAUUGAAGUUAUGGGAAGAUCUACGCUUUCGAAGAUUCAACGACUAAACGCUGAUUUGUCUCAUGAGGAGCAGGUUCUUCAAUAUUUCUACAAAGAGUUUAUUCGCCUUUUUACGACCUUCGUAAAUAACUCAUUUGAGGACGACCACAUUGAACAAAAUGCAAUGGUCGAAAUUGAGGAGGAUGACACAAUAAUGGGAGAGUUAUUGAUCGAUAAUGACGGAAACGUAACCAUCUCGGCGGCACAAUAUUUUGAGGAAAAGGAUGUGAUUCGUUCCUUGAAAGAAUCGAUGGCAAGCAGUGACAUAACCACAGACACAGACACCGAAGCACUCAAUAAUGCCGUUUCAAUGAGCUUUGGCACUACUGAAAAUAUAUGCGUUGACUCAACUUCUGGUCACCCUGUUCCCAACAUUCUCAGAGAUACAACAAACGUUGUAUCGCAAACAAGGAAGAAAAGUAUUUUCGAAUUUCUUAAGAUUCCACCAACCCCUCGACGAAGCGCGAAGCAUCGAAGCUAUACCAAAAAAUACUUUCCCGUUCUGACGGCCGGAGAACGUAUUGAGGAAAUAAGAAAAGCAGAGCAAGAAAAACAAGAAAAUGAAAUUCAAAAGAAUAUAGUUUACUGUGAUUUCAGCAUCAGCUUUUUUCUCCUGAUUGAUUGCAAUUUCUAUGAGACGUAAAAUAUGUUCUGUCAAUGUCAUUAGUAGCCAUGAAAAAAGUAGAAAAUUAAUUGUGAAGUUGCUUUUAAUGAAAUUCCAAUGCUGUCUGAUUUCCAGCGAAAUAAACUCAAAG
Armigeres subalbatus is the source of this 1552-nucleotide messenger RNA. RefSeq lists its product as uncharacterized. NCBI's taxonomy places the organism in Eukaryota, Metazoa, Arthropoda, Insecta, Diptera, Culicidae. The record is from RefSeq and is a predicted model, not a curated record.